AUGUCUUGCGGAUCGGUGGGCGUCUUAUCGUCCAGCUCCGCGGGAUUCUCCUUCACGUCCAAUUCCGAUGCGUCGUGCGUUGCCUCCGUCUCUUCCGGAUGGAGACGUCUCCAGGUCUCCGUUAGAUUUUCCCGACGUCCGCUGACUCCCUCGGGUCGCCGCUGCCGGGACGCCAGGCCGACGGCGGUGCCCAAGCUGUUGGCUGCCGCUGCGGCAGUGGAUGAGGGAACCGCGGAGCAGUUCGUGGAAAAUAAUUCCAUCGCCGAUUUUAUGAGGUUCAGGAGAGGCAACGGCGAUGGCGAUGCUGAAGGAGUUGGGGAGUUGCAGACUGCCGUCGUUAGCUAUCGGAAGAGGUUUCCCUGGUCGCUUCUACGGCCAUUCCUUCAGGUGCUUAUUGUUCCUCUUUGCCUUUGCUCUCUGUUUGAUUCCUUGCGUCUUGUAAUCAUUGGUGGCCGGAAUUGUAUUUGUGCAGGUGGACUUGGUGUCGACAAUCCAUAUUGCAGAUAAAGAGUACGCCUUCUUGAACCGACGAAUAGUAUUGAUGAGUUCAUGCACUCAUUCUAGCUACCAAUAAGUUUUUUUAUGCCUAACCAGUGGACAUUCCACCAAUGAAUCAAUAAUGAGCCCAAUCCCGUCGUAAUAUUGAACCUGAUGGGAGAGAACAACGCAGAUUUGACUUAUAGAUUUAACCUGUUCCUGUUAAAUUAACUUCAGAAAUAUAAUGGCUUUAUGUGAUGAGGAUCCGUUUUCAGAUUCACUAUUAGUUGACAGAAAUAUGGAGCUGCUCAUUUUUUUUCUUCUAGACCAUUUUCCCAAAGAACAAAAUGACAGGUUAAUUAAAUAUUUCGGAUUUUAUGUCCGAAAAUAAUCUGCUACUGUAGGUCAGCCACAAACGCAUAGUAUUGGCUAUUUAUGUUUGACGUUCUACCUCGUUCUCAUUAAUGAUGGGUGCUUCCUCAUUGAUAGCAGUUUUUAGACGCCAAAAAUGAUAGAUUCGUGUAAAGCAGAAGAAACGCUCAAUAAGAGGAGAACAAACCUGUGGGUGUCUUGGGUUCCUCACAAUGCUAGAAAAUUUUCCUCCUUUUACGACCGUAUGAAAUCAGAUCAAAAUUUCGAAUGUUCAUUAAAUUUAUUUCACUUUUGUGAGUCAAUUUUGUGAAGCAUUUUGUAUUAACUUGCAAAGGAAGACUCAGAUAUGAAGCUUAAAUCUACAGGUACUUUGCGACCCUACAAAAGGAGCUGGAAUCAUAUGACUGUGUCCUCUAUGAGAUGGUAGCUAGCAGGGAGAGCUUAGAGAACAAGAAAAAUCAGGCAGCAUCAAAGAGAUUAAAAGCUUCUCGUUCCAAGGGAUUCAAUAUUCUUGGAUUCAUACAGCGGCAGAUGGCUCAGAUACUUUCACUUGAUUUCCAGCUGGACUGCCUCGAAUAUCAGGAUGAUACGUGGUGCCAUGCAGACCUUGACUAUGAGACAUUCAAAUCGCUCCAGGUGCUCUUUCUUCUUCUUUCUCUAACAUUGUUCUCUUGACUUGUUCCUGAUGCCCGUCAUCUUACUUCAAGAGCUUUCAGCUAUGCAACUCCAUAAAAUCUGUUGCUCAUCUCCAAUCUUGACUGGUCAAGAGUUAUGAGUUCUACGUCUAAAUGUUCUCUCUCUUCUACUUUGCAAGAGAGCCUUCCCAAAUACGUUUGUUCAGACUGCUUUCCACCUUUGACUCCUUAAAGACUGUUCACAUAAGAUAAUCACUGGGUGUCUUUCGCCAACUGGGCCACACCCACUUUCCCAGGUGAUCAUAUUGAAGCAAUUUUUUUUAAUCUCAUUCUUCAUCGCUUACAUUCAAAACUGGGCGAUGAGUCCUAAUCUCGCAUGGUUUCCAAGGGACGGAAGAUAUAAACCUCUUUUUUCCCUUUUUUUUUGGUUACCUAUCUCCGGUAUGCAUGUCACCAAAUCCAGUGGAUUUAUAAGAAGUAUUGCCAAUCCUUAACUUUUUGAGAUAUCCUCCAUCAGCGGUUCUCAAUGUUGAGAUAUCCUCAACAUUUGAUACAAAGACAUUUCUCCUCCAGAUGAACUGGAAGGUUUCAGCUACUGUGGUUUCUUCUUCCCAUAAUUAUCUAGUAUCCAAUAACAUAUGCUUUCAAAAAUUCCGAGAGUCGUUGAUACAAUAAUGGAAUGUGACACGUGACUUGUGAUUUCAGCAUAUAUUCCUCUCUCCAACUAUGCUCGAGAUGUUUAGAUUUAUGGCAUUCGACAUCUCAAUUGCACCGCUGAAUCAUAACUGGGAAACAUUUCUUUCAUUCCUUUCCUCCAGCUUGAGAGGGGUGAAAGCUUCUUCACAUUUGCGAGAGACAUGACUGUUAGAUCUACAAAAGCCUUGGUGCAGCCUGCAAUACCAGAUGAUCUUGAUCCCUGGAGAUCCAAGCUUCUUUGGGCUUCCCGGGUGUUACCUAUGCCGUUAUUUGGUCUUUUCAUCAUUGGCAGUGUCUGUACGCCAGCAGAAAACCAGGCUGCGGAGUACCCAGAGCUGGAAGCGUUGUCUAGACUGGACUUUGGAGCUGCUAUGAAGAUUUUCUUGGCAAGGCGUCUAACAUCUGAGUAAGCCUCCACACACUUUCUAUUUACAGUUUUCAUGUGAACUUGGAUUCAAGGGAUCGCACAUCCGGUGAUUUAGGCAGUCAUUCCGAAAAACAAUAUUCAUUAUCGCAAAUUAAUGGUCAUUUUAGUAUAAAAAACUUCUUUUCUGAGAUUUCUUGCACUCCCUGUCUGCUAGUAAAUGGGAAUCAGAAUUGAAUUGGAAGCCACAACCGUCAUCUUCUUUGUUUUCUUUUCUCUUUUCUUCUUUCAAGGUUCAAGGAGAUAACUUCGGCGAUUGAAGAGAAGUCGGUGAUUAUUGGAGAGAGGAACAGGGUGGCUACCGAGGCACUGAGGAGGGCAAUUGACAGUGGGAGUAACAGGAUAGCAGUGCUCUAUGGGGGUGGUCACAUGCCCGACUUGGGCAGACGUCUGAGAGAAGAGUUCAACAUGGUCCCUUCCAAAGUGCAGUGGAUAACAGCUUGGUCCAUUAGGAACAAGCAAAUCAGUGACCACUCUCUCCCCUUCCUCAGAACACUGGCCAAUAUCUCAGGAUGGCCGCUGAACAGGUACCAGACCCUGGCCCUCCUCAUCUUCUCUUCCGUCCUCGCUCUGGACCUCUGGUUUUGGGAGCUUUUCUUCGGCUCCGUGGUGAACUGGGCCUCCUGGGCCGCCUCUGAAAUUAGCAUCCCCAUCGACGCCACAGGGAUUAUGUAA
Messenger RNA from Spirodela intermedia, 3279 nucleotides. NCBI's taxonomy places the organism in Eukaryota, Viridiplantae, Streptophyta, Magnoliopsida, Alismatales, Araceae. The record is from the annotation of a GenBank genome assembly.